Beauveria bassiana ARSEF 2860 is the source of this 987-nucleotide messenger RNA. RefSeq names its product Thioredoxin-like protein. NCBI's taxonomy places the organism in Eukaryota, Fungi, Ascomycota, Sordariomycetes, Hypocreales, Cordycipitaceae. The transcript has 2 exons. Bases 1 to 987 code for a protein of 328 amino acids. The record is from RefSeq and is a predicted model, not a curated record.
AUGGCCGACGCCAAUGUCGUGCAAGACACAGCUGCGGCCCCGCCGUUGCAAACUGAGACCCCUCCGAAAGCGACGCCUCCGACGAGCAUCGACAUUGACAACAAGCCGACGGACUUUGACGGGCAGCUCGCGACAAACGAUGAGAUACCCUCGGAUGCCACGCUCGCCGAGGUUGCUGACUAUGUCCUGCUCGAUAAGCACGGCAAGUCACAUACCUUCCAGAGCCUCUACAACAGCCCCAACGGUGCCCGACGAGUCUUGGUAGUAUUCGUCCGCCACUUUUUUUGCGGCAACUGUCAAGAAUACAUUCGCGCUCUCGCCGAGUCGAUAUCCAGCGAAGCUCUCCUCCGUCUUCCUGUCACCACUUCCAUCGUCAUCAUCGGCUGCGGUGACCCUCAGCUCAUCGAAAUGUACAUCGAGGCUACCAAAUGCCCGUUCUCUCUAUAUACCGACCCCAAGAGUGCGCUCUUCGACGCUCUUGGCAUGGUCAAGACUCUCGCGCUUGGCGAGAAACCUGCGUACAUGAAGAUGGGAUUUCUCAAGGGCGUCUUUACCGGCAUGAGCCAAGCCUUGAGGCAGCUACCUCGCGGCCUCACGCUCAAGUCGGGCGAUCAGCGUCAGGUCGGCGGCGAGUUCCUCUUUGAGCCUCUCGAUCUGGCCACGCCCCUGACGACGCCCACCGACGGCCAAGGCGGCCCAGCUAUCAUGGAAGCCUUUGAGCAGAUUUCCGGCCAGGGAGAUUGCAAAAGACAUCUCGAGAUCAAGAAGAUUACGUGGUGCCAUCGCAUGCGUAGCACCCGAGACCACGCCGAGAUUCCUGAGAUAAUGGAGCUUCUUGGCCUCGAUGGGCACGGCCAACCUAUCAAAGACACUGCACUGUGGGAAAAGACAAUCAAGACCCGAAAGGGCACGGGGUUUUCCAUGGCAAGAAGAAUGAAUGAAUUGACUGCCGCGCACAAGGUAGAUGCAGAGGCAGACAAGGCAUGA